CGCCGUUUACGUACGUAGCUAGCUCUAGGCAGAGAUGAGAUAGACGUCGACACUAAUUGCCGGUGCCUGCCAGUGCCAGUUCCAUCGUUUUUUUGAAGGAGUUCUUAUUUGUACUAGGUUUGGUCGAUAUUGUAACAUACCAUGAUGGGAGAUUAACAAUCGAAUUCGCUAUUCUUCCAUCUCUCUGUGCCCGUCAACUAAACAGCCGAGUGGCAUCAUGAAGAACACCGUGUCAGCCCUUCUUUGUUGUGCCGUCGCCUUCUUGUUGUUGUGUGAAGAAAUUGCAUCUGCGACAGGAAACAUCGAUAAAAAGGCUCGCAGGGAUGAGGUUCUGGAAAUGUUUGGCCAUGCAUAUGAUUCCUACAUGACAUAUGCCUAUCCAGCAGAUGAAUUGAUGCCACUCAGCUGUAAAGGUCGGGUCAGAGGUCGUGAGCCGAAUCGUGGGGACGUGGACGAUUCACUUGGAAACUUUUCUCUAACUCUCAUAGACACGCUGGAUUCUCUGGCUGUCCUUGGGUUGCUGGAUGAAUUUGAAGAUGCCGUUAAGAAGGUCAUUGCCGAUGUCACCUUCAACACAGACGUCGUGGUGUCUGUAUUUGAGACUAACAUCAGGGUUGUUGGGGGUCUUCUGGGAGGGCACAUUGCCGCCAUAGAUCUUCAGGAGCAUCAUGGCCUCAUGGAGUGGUACAAGGAUGAACUUCUGCAGAUGGCAAAGGAAGUCGGCUACCGUCUUCUCCCGGCCUUCAAUACAACUACAGGUGUCCCAUACCCAAAGGUAAACCUCAGGCAUGGUCUUGGUAAAGGACGCUCUGAAAGGGACACCUGUACAGCCUGUGCGGGGACUAUGCUCCUGGAAUUCUCUGCUCUGAGUCGACUCUCGGGCGACCCCAUCUUUGAGGAGAAGGCCAGGAGUGUAAUGCAGACCCUGUGGUCUAAGAGGCAGCGUACGAGUAACCUGGUUGGGACUGUCAUCAAUAUUCAUACAGGAGACUGGGUUAGGAGAGAAAGUGGAGUUGGUGCGGGCAUCGACUCUUACUAUGAAUAUUUGUUGAAAGGAUACAUUCUUCUUGGGGAUGACUCAUAUCUUGACAAAUUCAAUACACAUUAUGAAGCUAUACAACGUUAUAUUAGUGAUGGCCCCCUCCUUAUGGAUGUCCAGAUGCACAGACCGCAUGCAAGGUCAAGGAACUUUAUGGAUGCCCUCCUUGCAUUCUGGCCAGGUCUUCAGGUUUUAUUUGGUGAUAUUGAGCCAGCCAUAGAAACGCACGAGAUGCUUUAUCAGGUUACACAGAGGCAUAACUUUCUUCCAGAGGCAUUCACUCCGCAGUAUGACGUAUACUGGGGGCAGCAUCCGUUGCGACCAGAGUUUAUCGAGAGCACUUAUAUGUUGUACAAGGCGACGAGCGAUCCCUACUACCUCGAGGUUGGGGAGAAGAUCAUCGAAGCUCUGCAGAAUCAUGCCCGUGUCCACUGUGGGUUCGCAGGUAUCAAGGAUGUACGGACAGGCAGUCAUGAAGAUAGGAUGGAUUCCUUUGUGCUGGCCGAGACUUUCAAAUACCUCUACCUGCUCUUUGCGGAACCCGAAGACCUGACCAUCAACGUGGACAACUAUCUCUUCACAACGGAAGCCCACCUCCUCCCUCUCUCCCUGUCAAAAUUCAAGUCCGACCAGUCCAAUGCCAGUCUACAUUUCAAUGUGACCUCGGAGAUGGAUGAAGGUGUGACUACUUCAGUGGUGCUCGACCGAUCCUGCGCUAACCACAAGUACCUCUUUCCAGGUGGCAGCACCUACGCUCAAGCUCUCAGGGAUCCUCUCAAAAAGGCAAAAAAUGUCCAGAAAUCCCAAUGCCCUAGCAGUCAGCAGCCAAGCUCAUCUGUUUCUAAUGCACCCCGUCUCAAAGCUGCCGAGUUUGUCCCAGGGAACCCUGAUCACAUGCAGCAGCUUAAUAAGAUGGGUAUUCGACUACUGACGAUGAAAGAUGGACGUGUUCAGCUCAUGCAUACUGCCACCAAUGCUGUUACGACUCAGGCCGCUGAGCAGGGCGCCCUCUUCAUGCAGGAGAUGAUAGAACUUUCGAAGAGCCAACAAGCAGAAGUUGCAGAGAACCAUCCUCGUGUUGUUCAGAUUAUGUCACCUAAUAUACUAAAGAACAUGGUGCUGGCAGCAGGACCUGCUCAGUUUGGAAUGGAUCUAAAUGAAAAUUUUGCUGCCGUGGGGGAGCUGGUCGUAGCGGAUCCAUUCACAGCAUGCAGCGGUAUCACUAACGGUCAUCUUAUGCAGGGCAAGAUAAUCAUCAUGUCAAGGGGAGAAUGCAUGUUUGUUGAUAAGGCAAGGAACCUGCAGAAGUUUGGCGCCCACGGCGGCAUCGUCAUCGACAACGUCGCCGACACCAGCAGCGACACGUCGUCCAUGUUCGCCAUGUCCGGUGACGGGACAGACGACGUCAACAUCCCCAUGGUGUUCCUGUUCUCCAAGGAAGGCAAGCUUCUCCUGGACGCUAUCCAGGAACAUGGAGUGGUGGAGGUGCUGCUCCUGGACAAGGCCAAGACUCUUAGUGAACUGAAUGAAAUCUGGGGCCACUAUCAUAACAAAGACCCAAGUAGCUCCCCAUUCCAGAUCAGGGCAAAAGUGGAGGGUGUCCAGGUGUCUCCAAUCGCUUUAGAGGAGCAAACCCAGUUCAUCGACCUUGAUGAUGAGACCUAUGAUGAGGAUGGUGAUGAGGAGUACGAGUGUCGUGCAACUAACAUUGCGAACGUUAUCGACCAAGGAGUUAGUCAGUCUGGGUCAGCUGACCAGCCGGUGGAUACCAAGCAGCAGCUCUCCAAUUACCUCCAGGAGAUCACCCACUUUACCCUGACCAAGAGCGAUAUCAACAAGUUGGUGUCCCAGCUGCAGAACGUGGAAGGUCUUGGCGAGGACUUCAAAGAGGUAGUGAAUGCCAAGUUGGAGAAGAUCAUGAAAGAGUACGAGAACGUGAAUGGGGAGUUCCGAGUGCGGGUAGAGCAAAGUGGCAACGGGGCCAUCUUUGAGUCCAGCGCAUCCCCAAGCCAGUUGCAGGUGGCCUUCGACACGGUCUGGAAGCAGUACUUGGAGACAGAGGACGGAAAGACCCUGCAGGCCAAGAGAGCAGACAGUGCCUUCAAGCACAAGAUAGACUCCUACAACAACUUCCAAGUCAACACCGAUUUGUUGGAUGCCAUCGGUAAUGUCCCCAAGGAGACCAUCGAGCGAAUAGUGCAAGAUUAUGUCAAAUAUGAAAAUGUCAGGUUGCAAUAUGAUGAGGCUAACCCUAUACACAAUAUGGGUGAUAACCAACAUAUAGCACCGUCAGGGUCGCCAUUAAAAUCAAACCAAGAUAUAAGUAGAACUAAGCCGUCAAGCGACGGCAUCAUGGUAGGGGAAGUUGAUAGGGACAACUCAAAUGCUGGUGCCUCUUCCAAAUCGGGAACCACCUCAGACAAUGCACAAAGUGGCAGCCAUAUAUCACAGCAGUCCCUUCAUGAAGGGGACGAGGCAGCAGCUGUAGAUGGAAUCACCGUUGAUUCGCAGUCUCCGGAGGCUGCGCAAGAGUCGCUGCAACAGCACAAUGAAAGGCAGCAACAAGUGGAAACAGAUCAGGACAAUGUUGACAGGACUCGUCAAGCCGAAAACCCAGAAUAACCAUCCAGAGAUGAGCUUUAAAACUUACCUAAAGAAUUCCUUUAUCUUCCAUCAUAUGGAAGUAUUAUUGUGCAUUGCCAGCGUAUCGAGUCUUAAGAAGAUGUUCACUCAUGUGAUGCAUUUGCCAAGUAUUCUCUCUAUGUAUUACGAGGGUUCUGUGUGCAACCCAUUUCUGCAGGUUUAAUGAUAUAGUGGCUAUAUGUUAGUGAUAGACUCGUUAAAACUGCAAGAUACAUGCAUCAUUUCAUAUUAGAUUGAGUGAAUGACAUGGGGGGGGGGGUGGAAACGGUGCUCACUAUUAUGACAUACACAUACAUUGGUUUAAAAGCUACAAUAGGAUUUGCCUCAUUAGAAUAUGAUAUGUCAUUAAAAAAGGUAUUAGAAGAAUUGGAUAUAGCCCAAUUAAGAAUGAGAGGUUUUGAUGAAUGUGUUAUGUAAUUUGCAGUUAGAAAUGACAAAGCUUAGCUGUCUUCGUAGAACUUUUUUUCACAAUUAAUUGCAUUUACUGUGAGGUGUGAUUAAUUAUUGAAAUCAAACGUACGAUUAAUCGCUAACCUUUGUGUUGCGGGACCCAUGAUGGGUUUCAUGAAGGAGUAUGUUAGGGUUGCACACAAUUUUAGGCAAGACAGGAACAUGCUGCUUGUUGCUUAGUCAGAUUCUUCACCAUAUUGUUUCCCAUCAGCUGGAGCUUCAAGACGAUCUUUGUAAGUUCAACCUUUUGUUGUUGAACAAGCAUUCAGAUGCAAUGUUUGUGAUAUGUCAGAAUUUGAUUUUGUUUAGAGGAAGUUCGGCAUCUCAUUUAGCAUGCUACCAGUGAGAACAUUUUGAAGUCGUGCAAAAUUUUUGUGCAACUUAUAGGUAGCUUCGCGAAACACCCCCUCAUUUUGAGACUCAGAAUCCCUCUGUAUCUUCUGGGGUGGGUUUCAUGAAAGGACUUAUCGUACAUUUUAUCCGGCAGAUCCUGUUUAAUCCGACAGUUGUCAUAGUGACAAUGCUUCUCAGCCAAUCAAAAUCAAGGAAAGUUGUCAGAUCUGACAACUUGUCGGGUAAAAAUAUUGAUCAAACACUCCUCUGAGCACGAGGGGUCAUUGAAAAAGAAAUGUGCAAUUAAUUGCAAGCCAAUUAUGUGUCCCAUAAUCUAUCAUUUAAGUGUUGCAAUUUAUUGCAAUUGUGCAAUGUUAUCUAUUUCUUGCAUCAGAAAGUUGGAAUUUGUUUCCUACAACAUUGAUCAGUUAAUAGCAAAUCUGCACUCAAAACUUGAUUAAAACUUAUUUCACUGUACCAUCCCAAAGUGCUUGUGUGAACAAUCGCUAAUUGGUCAUAUGAAUUAUGACGGAAGAGGAAAAUGGGCUUCCAGCUUGGGCAAUGGCUGAUAUACAAGCACUACCAAUUUCAAUAGAUUCCUUUGUGAGAUCAAGUCAAUUUCCUGGUUGUAAGUAGAUAGGUUUUUAUUGGUACGCAAUAGAUUGUAGAUUGGGAUAAAACAAAACACAAGAAUGGGGAAAUAAACCCACAGUUUUUUGGUAUUAAAUGAUUUUUAGAUUGGAUUGAAAUUUUGAUCCGUUGAACAUUACCCAACCUCCCUUGUUCUCACAUUCUAUGGUGGACUGCACUUAAGAGAUGAAAAUAGGAAUAGGAAAUCAUAGUUCUUAUUUUUAAUUCUGUCCUUUGGGAAUACAAAUUAUUAUGAAUCAUUUGUGAUCAGAAUUAAUAGCAUUCAUAUUGAUAUGCCAGUAUGUUUGAUGACAUUGUUUUAAGCCAUACAAUGUGUGCCCUGUAUGAAGAUACCAUCAAUCUUACAAGUGAUAUCAAUAGCAUAUUGCAAUCCAUACACUGAGUAGUCAGUUGUAAGAUUGAUUCUAUCUCUUUCUGCUACAGGGCCGAUGGAAUAUACUAUUAAAUUGUGUUGUGGAAUAUAUAUUGUAUAUAAGCAGAUGGAAUAUACUGUGAUCGUAAUUUAAUCAUUUCUUUUCAAUUUCAUCAGAAUUGCAUCAUAAUGAUUUUUAUGUGCAUGGGUAUAGAUCAAAUACUAUAUUUUUACAUUAUGUUGUGUCAUUUUAUUUAUUCCAUUUUAAUUCCAUUUUACUCAAUUUACCUGAACGUAUUUGUUAUAGAUGCUCGCAUGAAAUUGUUUUAUUUUUAAUUUAUAGUAUAGAUAUUUCCAACUCUUUGAUUUAUUUGAAUGGUUGUGUAUACAUGAUGUACUUGUUAAUUUCAUUAGAUUGUUUUAUUUCAGUGGAGUGAUACUAUAUAGUAGAUAACUAUGAGGAGAGUAAAACAAAGAGGGACAAAGAAAAGUGCUUUCCAUAAAAAAUACUGGAAAGCUAUUUCCUGUGACAGUUGCAAUGGGGUUCUUCUGUGGAAAAGCCUCACCUUAAA
Lytechinus variegatus (green sea urchin) is the source of this 6040-nucleotide messenger RNA. RefSeq names its product ER degradation-enhancing alpha-mannosidase-like protein 3 (gene edem3). Gene Ontology annotation, cellular component: endoplasmic reticulum; membrane. The record is from RefSeq and is a predicted model, not a curated record. Gene Ontology annotation, biological process: endoplasmic reticulum mannose trimming; mannose trimming involved in glycoprotein ERAD pathway; carbohydrate metabolic process. Bases 218 to 3661 code for a protein of 1147 amino acids. Lineage: Eukaryota; Metazoa; Echinodermata; Echinoidea; Temnopleuroida; Toxopneustidae. Gene Ontology annotation, molecular function: calcium ion binding; mannosyl-oligosaccharide 1,2-alpha-mannosidase activity. The transcript is spliced from 20 exons.